Molecule: messenger RNA, 1305 nt
Organism: Eruca vesicaria subsp. sativa (arugula)
Lineage: Eukaryota; Viridiplantae; Streptophyta; Magnoliopsida; Brassicales; Brassicaceae
Source: the annotation of a GenBank genome assembly
AUGAAUACAACAUCAACACAUUGUGUGCCACCGAGAAGAGUUAAUACAUACGAGCCUCUCCAUCAAUUUGGUAUGUGGGGAGAUACUUUCAAGAGCAAUAUUGGCAAUGGGAAUCUCAACACCACAAGCCACAUUAUAAUACCUACAAAUAAUCAGAAACUAGACAACAACUUGUCAGAGGAUACUUCCCAUGGAACUCCAAUCAUAUUUGAUCAAGAAACUUCCACGUCAAGACAUCCUGAUAAGAUAAAGAGACGUCUUGCGCAAAACCGUGAGGCUGCAAAGAAAAGUCGCUUGCGCAAGAAGGCUUAUGUUCAGCAGCUAGAAACAAGCAGGUUGAAGCUAAUACAGUUAGAGCAAGAACUCGAUCGUGCUAGACAACAGGGAUUCUACGUUGGGAAUGGUAUAGAUACUAGUACUACUACUUCUCUCGGUUUCUCGGACAACAUGAACUCAGGGAUUGCUACUUUUGAGAUGGAGUAUGGACAAUGGAUUGAAGAGCAGAACAAACAGAUAAGCGAGCUAAGAAUGGUUUUGCAAGGACAUGUGGGAGAUGUGGAGCUUCGUUUGCUAGUUGAAAACGCCAUGAAACAUUACUUUGAUCUUUUCCGGAUGAAAUCAGCAGCUGCAAAAGAAGAUGUUUUCUUCAUCAUGUCAGGGAUGUGGAGAACUUCUGCAGAACGUUUUUUCCUAUGGAUUGGCGGGUUUCGACCCUCGGAUCUUAUCAAGGUUCUUUUACCACAUUUUGAUGUGAUGACGGAUCAACAGAUUCUAGAUGUAUGCAACCUAAGACAAUCUUGUCAGCAAGCUGAAGACGCUUUGUCUCAAGGUAUGGAGAAGCUACAACACAACCUUGCGGAUUGUGUUGCUGGUGGACGACUAGGUGAAGGAAAUUACGUUCCUCAGGUGAAUUCUGCAAUGGAGAGAGCAGAAGCUUCGGUCAGCUUUGUUAAUCAGGCUGAUCAUUUGAGACACGAGACGUUGCAACAAAUGCAUAGGAUCUUGACUACAAGACAAGCGGCUCGUGGAUUGUUGGCACUUGGUGAGUAUUUUCAACGGCUUAGAGCCUUGAGCUCGAGUUGGGCAACUAGACAUCGUGAACCAACUUAGAUUUGAGUUUUUGUAUUACAAAAACAACAAGAAUGAAGACGAGUGCAUUUUGUAAAACAGAGGAUUAUUCAUAAUAAUAAAAUGGGGGUUGCUGCUGAUACUUAUUUUUUCUAAUUCUGCGGGAAUCAUAAAAUUUGAAAACCAUGUAUUGAAAAAGUUGUAAAUAUAUUCAAAAAUCAUGUGUUAUAUAUGUUG